AUGCCCUCCAGGACUGACAACGGGGUCGGGAUUCAGGUUGAAGACACCAGGAUAUGUGUCGUCAUGGUUGGGCUGCCCGCUCGAGGCAAAAGCUACAUUGCUCAGAUAGCUCAACGCUACCUCCAAUGGCUGUCCAUACCAGCGCAGACUUUCAACGUCGGCAAUUAUCGGCGCAACGAUGCGCCACAGCCCACCGCUGACUUCUUCGACACCAACAACGCCGAGGGCGAGCGGAAGCGCCGUGCCGCUGCCGAGGCUGCCGUCGCCGACAUGCUUGCUUGGUUUCGCACCGGAGGCGUCGUCGCAAUACUCGACGCUACCAAUUCUACCAAGGAGCGCCGGAAAUGGGUCAACAAAGUCUGUGUUGAGCAUGGCAUCGAGGUACUUUUUGUCGAGAGCAAGUGUGACGAUCAGGACAUCAUCAUGGCAAACAUUCGCGAUGUCAAAUCUACCAGCCCGGACUACAGGGGUCAGGACCCGGAAGCUGCUGCCCAAGACUUUCUCAACCGCAUCAGUAAUUACGAGAAGAUUUACAAGACAAUUGACCAAGACGGAGACGAAGAUGAGUACACGUACCUCAAAAUCAUGAACGUUGGCAAGCAGGUCAUCAUCAACCGAAUUCAGGACUACCUCCAGAGCCGCAUCGUUUACUAUCUCAUGAACCUGCACAUACGCCCUCGUUCUGUCUGGCUAUCUCGUCACGGUGAGUCCUUGUACAACCUGGAUGGUAGAAUUGGCGGUGAUACCCUGUUGUCGAUUCGCGGUGAGCAGUAUGCGAGGAAGCUUCCAGAUCUAGUACGGGAAUCUGUCGGGGAUGACCGUCCCCUGACUGUAUGGACCUCGACACUGAAAAGAACAAUCGCCACGGCUCGGUUUCUCCCGCUUCACUACAAUCAGCUGCAGUGGAAAGCGCUGGAUGAGCUCGACUCUGGCGUCUGCGAUGGUCUCACCUACCAAGAAAUCAAGGAUCGGUUUCCCGAAGAUUUUGCAGCACGCGACGAGGACAAGUACAAUUACCGGUACCGAGGGGGAGAAUCGUACCGCGAUGUGGUCAUUCGACUGGAGCCCAUCAUUAUGGAGUUGGAAAGAAGCGAAGAUAUUCUGAUUGUGACCCAUCAAGCCGUGCUGCGAUGCAUUUACGCAUAUUUCAUGAAGAAGGAUCAGGCCAAGAGUCCUUGGAUGAACGUGCCCCUGCACACGCUCAUCAAGUUGACGCCCAGAGCAUACGGAACCGAAGAGAUUCGCUAUGAAGCGAACAUCCCUGCAGUCAGCACCUGGCGCGGGAAGGGCAGUACAGCCAAGCACGAGAAUCCUACACCCGAAAGCCUCUAG
Ustilaginoidea virens is the source of this 1332-nucleotide messenger RNA. RefSeq lists its product as uncharacterized. The coding region runs from base 1 to 1332 and encodes 443 amino acids. The record is from RefSeq and is a predicted model, not a curated record. Gene Ontology annotation, biological process: fructose metabolic process; fructose 2,6-bisphosphate metabolic process. The transcript has 4 exons. Gene Ontology annotation, molecular function: 6-phosphofructo-2-kinase activity; fructose-2,6-bisphosphate 2-phosphatase activity; ATP binding. NCBI's taxonomy places the organism in Eukaryota, Fungi, Ascomycota, Sordariomycetes, Hypocreales, Clavicipitaceae. Gene Ontology annotation, cellular component: cytosol.